This is a messenger RNA of Dicrocoelium dendriticum, 372 nucleotides long. Lineage: Eukaryota; Metazoa; Platyhelminthes; Trematoda; Plagiorchiida; Dicrocoeliidae. The record is from the annotation of a GenBank genome assembly.
AUGAGUGAUGUAAUCUCCGUCCCUGUCACUUUGAUACGAUCGUUCAAAUUCCGUACCACCUGUUACAUCACUCUUCAUGAGGUCCCCGCAACAACCACUCUCUCACAUUUAUUCGAUCUAAUUGAGAAAGCCGUGCGUGAAUCUCCAAAUGUGCCGCCUCCCUUCAAAACAAUGCAUUUUGACGCCUUGAAGUUACGCCAUCAGGCUCAUAGAUCCAAGUCCGGUGAUCUCCUUGUCGAUAUGAAGGAUGAACCAAUACUGAAGUCUGAAGCCAUAAUCAAAGAUGUUGGCAUAGGUAAUGAAACCGAAGUAGCUGUCUUCAAUUUGGUUGACUAUCAAUCACAAAAAGAAAAUCCCGAGUUCCUGUGGUAG